GAAUCUAUAUCCGAAUCUGAUUCGCUCCUAAAGACCUAGCUUUACCUCUUUUCCUCUUCUGGUAAAGCCUAUCAAUAAUUAACUAGAUCAAACAGACUGGAGGGACAUCAUGCCGAUCCCAUGAGAGAUUUUUUUAUAUUUGAGAUCAAAAAAGCUUCUCGGAUCAUACAAUCACUUCAAAGCAGUGUUUCAAAAUCUGUCAACAAGAUGUGUAGCUGGGAGUUUGUAUAUUUCACAAUGAGGGAAAUUGGCCUUACCGAAAGCAUGCUUCGUCCUCCAAAUUACAGGGGAGUUCGGAUCUAUCACAGCAGAAGAUGCAACCGCUAUUAUGCGCUCUUUCCCGAUGGUAGUCAAUUAUAUUCUAGCACUGGAGGAAUGGGAGCAACCAAAUUUAAGAUCCCUCCGAGCGACCAACUGACACCAGAGCGUCAACAGCGCAUACUUGAGCAAGUAGCAAAGCGCGUUCAGAGAGAAAACGCAUCGGUCCAGCGACAGGACGCUGAUUAUAAGGCCAAACAUUUCCCUCACCGUGUCAGACCUGUCGAUUGUAAUUUUUGACAAAGUCUUCCUCGUGAGAUGUCAGGAAGUGGCAUUCGGCGCGAUCAGCGAUCAACAUCAUGUCGUUUUAGUCGCAACGCAACAACCCACAUUGCCAGGAACGAAAGCCAAUGAGCCAACACUCCAUGAAUAAACAACGAAUCGAAUCGUCUACGAAAUACGGUAUACAAAAAUCGGGACUUUAUCUCUCCAAGAUCAGUCUGAGGCCCAGAGCAUCUAGGAAGAUGUAACAAUCGCGGACGAGGGAGGUCGUUAAACGAGUCGAAUCAACAGAAAGGGAUCCUGCGGUUUAUAAAGUUGGCACUUUCUAUGAAAGGAUCCACUAUCAAAUUUAUAGGAACAGCAAGAAUGGUGUUUGGCUUAGAGUAGAUUUGGGAGAUUGGGAUGGGUACACGAUAAUGGUUGCGUUCUGGCACAAACACGAAAUAAUGGUAUCAGAAAUAUGUUUCAAGGGUGGCCUUUCUCGAUAUCAAUGGCGCAGAGUGGAUAGCUUGCGCAUUCAUUUCAACGGAUGGUGGAAAUGUAGAUGAAUUAUCUUGGAUAUAGAUUUUGAGAUAGUUUUGGGGUAUCUGGGAUGAAGAAUGUAUAUGAGAACAGCAAAUACAUCAUUAAAUAGAACUCCUCGUAUGAAGUUGAAUUCAUUUUGGUAACGAUGUGUAUA
Messenger RNA from Botrytis cinerea B05.10, 1219 nucleotides. RefSeq lists its product as hypothetical. Bases 121 to 558 code for a protein of 145 amino acids. The transcript is spliced from 2 exons. NCBI's taxonomy places the organism in Eukaryota, Fungi, Ascomycota, Leotiomycetes, Helotiales, Sclerotiniaceae. The record is from RefSeq and is a predicted model, not a curated record.